Messenger RNA from Thunnus maccoyii (southern bluefin tuna), 3030 nucleotides. RefSeq names its product protocadherin beta-16-like. Gene Ontology annotation, biological process: homophilic cell-cell adhesion. Lineage: Eukaryota; Metazoa; Chordata; Actinopteri; Scombriformes; Scombridae. Bases 51 to 2450 code for a protein of 799 amino acids. Gene Ontology annotation, cellular component: plasma membrane. The transcript has a single exon. The record is from RefSeq and is a predicted model, not a curated record. Gene Ontology annotation, molecular function: calcium ion binding.
UUCGCACUGGACAGUAAUUUGUUCAAGCUGAGAACGCGUUUUGUGUCAGGAUGGGAAACAAAGGACUCUCAGUGCUUCGACCGAUCUUCUGCUUUGUUUCCUUCUUCGUAACGCUGCGCCUCGCUUAUGGAGAUCUCAGCUAUUCUAUUCCAGAAGAGAUGAAACGCGAGGCUGUUAUUGGAAAUAUAGCCAAAGAUCUCGGUCUGAACCGCGGCACCUUUUCUUCAAGACAUGCCCGUGUUGAUUUUCAGGGAACUCAGAAAAGGUACUGUGACAUUAAACUGAACACAGGAGAUCUGAUCGCAUCGGAGAGAAUGGACAGAGAAAGCCUUUGUGGCAAGAAGCCCUCGUGUGUUUUAAAAGUAGAUCUGGUGUUAGAAAAUCCGUUAGAACUUCACCGUGUAAGUCUUUUUAUCCAAGAUGUAAACGACAACUCACCACAUUUCAGAGAAAAAUUGAUUGAAAUGGAAAUAAGUGAGUUAGCUGAAAAGGGUAGUCGUUUUCCAAUCGAGGAGGCCCAUGACGCAGAUAUAGGUCAAAAUGCUGUUCAAAGAUACAACUUAGAAAAGAACGACCAUUUUAUCCUAUCAGUUGACAGCAACAAGGUUGAUCUUGUACUGGAAAAUAAACUUGAUCGAGAAAAGCAAAAAGAGAUUAAUUUGCUUCUCACUGCUUUAGAUGGUGGCUCUCCUCAGAGAUCAGGAACUGUAGUCAUACACGUCACUGUACUGGAUGCUAAUGAUAACGCCCCAGUGUUUAGCCAGGCCGUUUAUAAAGCCAGUCUGCCUGAAAACUCUCCUCCAGGUACCACAGUAAUUAAUGUCAGUGCUACUGACGCAGAUGAAGGAAUGAAUGGAGAUGUGACAUAUCAUUUUGGUCAUGUUUCAGACGACGAUGUAAAUUUAUUUUCCAUUGAUCCGAAAACAGGAGAAAUUCGAGUAACUGGCGUGAUUGACUUUGAAGAAAGGAGUUCUUUUGAGAUGAGAGUACAAGCUAAAGAUGGUUUAGGGCUAACCUCGUACGCCAAAGUUAUAAUAGAUGUUACUGAUAUGAAUGACAAUGCCCCAGUGAUAUAUCUGAAAUCACUGUCUAACCCCAUACCUGAGAAUGUGUCACCUGGUACAGAGGUGGGCAUCAUUAAUGUGCAGGACAGAGACUCUGAGAAUAACGGACAGGUCCGCUGCUCCAUUCAGCAAGGCGCCCCCUUUAAGUUGGUUCCUUCUAUUAAAAACUACUAUUCUCUGGUGACUACAGGACAACUGGACCGUGAACUAGUGUCUGAUUACAACAUUACAAUCACUGCCACUGACGAGGGCUCUCCACCUCUGUCCUCCUCUAAAACUGUUCAGUUAUCUGUAGCAGACAUCAACGACAACCCACCUGUGUUUGAGGAACAGUCCUACAGCGCAUAUGUGACUGAAAAUAACAAACCUGGCUCCACUCUAUGUUCCGUUACUGCUUGGGACCCCGACUGGAGACAAAACGGUACAGUGAUUUAUUCUCUGUUACCUGGUGAGGUGAACGGAGCCCCGGUGUCCUCCUAUGUAUCUGUUAACGGAGACACGGGGGUGAUCCACGCCGUGAGGUCGUUUGAUUAUGAACAGUUCAGGAGUUUUAAAGUCCACGUGAUGGCCAGAGACAACGGUUCUCCUCCGCUCAGCAGCAACGUGACCGUCAGUGUGUUCAUAUCGGAUGUGAAUGACAACUCUCCUCAGAUACUGUACCCCGCCCCGGAGGGCAACUCCUUCAUGACCGAGCUGGUCCCCAAAGCUGCACAUGGAGGUUCUCUGGUGUCCAAAGUGAUAGCUGUAGACGCGGAUUCCGGACAGAACGCCUGGCUGUCCUAUCAUAUAGUCAAAUCCACUGAUCCGGGACUUUUCAGUAUUGGUCUCCACAGCGGAGAGAUCAGGACACAGCGGGACAUUUCUGAAUCUGACAGCAUGAAACAGAACCUUAUAGUGGCAGUGAAAGAUAACGGACAGCCCUCUCUCUCUGCCACCUGUUCCAUGUAUUUACUUAUUUCUGAUAACUUGGCUGAGGUCCCAAACCUGAAGGAUAUUUCUUAUGAUGGGAAGAAUUCCAAACUGACCUCUUAUCUGAUCAUCGCGCUGGUGUCUGUGUCCACCUUUUUUCUGACCUUCAUUAUCAUCAUUCUGGGUGUGAGGUUUUGUCGCAGGAGAAAGCCCAGACUGCUGUUUGAUGGAGCAGUUGCCAUCCCCAGCGCUUAUCUCCCUCCUAAUUACGCAGAUGUUGACGGCACAGGAACUUUACGUAGCACUUAUAAUUAUGACGCCUACUUGACAACAGGAUCUAGAACCAGUGACUUUAAGUUCGUAACAUCUUACAAUGACAACACUCUGCCUGCUGACCAGACUCUGAGGAAAAGUCCAUCAGACUUUGCUGAUCCCUUUGAAGAUUUGACUGAGUCUGUAGAGGUAGGAACCAGUUAAAUUCCUUAUCACAAUUGAUAUUUUGGCUCGUUUGUUGAGAUGUCUGCCUGGCUACAACAAUCCAAUUGUUAUUAAAAUGCUGUGCGGUCGUUGAAGUGAAAUUUGUUGUUAAUGAAGGAACAAUUAAUUUAUCUUCUCAUUAUCUACUUAUAAAUUACGCCAGCAAAUGUUUAAAAUAUUCUUUUGCCUCCAAACCAUGGAAGUGAUAAGUGCUCUGUACGUGAAACAUGUAUUUUUUCAAUUUUUGUUCCUGUCAACCCACUGUGCUUAACAUUUUUGAUACAUUUUGGUGGUCUAGAUAUAGAAGGACACAUAUUCAUUAUGACUCCUGACAAACAGUCUUCACAUCUGAUUGGUUACUUUCACAAAGCUGUCAGUUGAUGAGUAUGAGAAGUGGGACUAGUUCAGUACUUGGUAAACUAUCAAAUGUGGUCAACACCAUGCUUCAUCCAGAUGUAUUCCAACAGAAAACAUAGACCUUAUGAAAUAAUUUUCAGUGAUAAGGACAUUUUACCCAGAAACUGCAUUAAUGGGAAUCAGCAUUGGUAAUAAAACUGAGCUGUGCACUCUUUCAAAAAUA